Camponotus floridanus (Florida carpenter ant) is the source of this 3362-nucleotide messenger RNA. It is a transcript of the gene sip1, whose product is annotated as septin-interacting protein 1. NCBI's taxonomy places the organism in Eukaryota, Metazoa, Arthropoda, Insecta, Hymenoptera, Formicidae. Gene Ontology annotation, biological process: spliceosomal complex disassembly. Gene Ontology annotation, cellular component: U2-type post-mRNA release spliceosomal complex. Gene Ontology annotation, molecular function: nucleic acid binding. The record is from RefSeq and is a predicted model, not a curated record.
GCGGGCUUGUCGUUGAACGCGGGAGAACGUGCCUUCUGAAAAUUUGGACGGAAAUCUGUUCUUUAUAAUUGUGUGAGGUGUUUCUAUCACCUGAGAGUUAUCUGCGUGGUUUGUUUCGGUGUUUUCUUUUAAGAUUUCACCGCUCUCGGCUAGAGUUUGAGGAAAUAUUUAAGACUAUAAGCGAGGAAAUAAUAGAUAACCUCAAUCCUCUUUCUCAAGGCGGGAGAGAGUUAUCUCUCCCGCCUUCAAUCUUUAGAAUGUCUCAAUGUGUGAGCGAAAAAAUGGAAAGCGAAUUAUCUGAUAUGCAAAAUAUAACGCAUGAUCAAAUGAUGGAAAUAAUUUUGGAUAGAUCAAAUCUUAAAAGGCAGUAUUCAAGUAUGUCUGAGGAUUCCACUGCGUCUCCAAGGUGGGACCAAAUAAAGGAUAAACCAGUGACAUCAACUAAAAGUGAUUCAAAAAAAUCUAAGUCAAAGAAAAUAAUGUAGAUUCGUCACAGGAAGAGUCCUUUCAAAAUAAUGUAGAAUAAAGUAAAUGUAGAUUCGUCACAGGAAGAGUCCUUUCAAAAAGCACCCAAAUCAGCAGUGUUAAAUAUUGAUAAUAUAAUUAACAAGAGAGGAAAUACUCAAAAUAAAGUUCUCGACUCGGGAGACAAUACAUUAACUAAUAAUUUUUGGUAUGACCGAUAUAAUAAAGGUCUAUUUAUUAUUUUUGUUAGAAAAAUGGUUGAUAACAAAUCUAGAUCCACUUCUAUAAUUGAAGCUUCUAGGUUAUUAAUUAAGGCGAAUAUCAAAUUUGAAGAAAUAGAGCACCAUGCGUGGAACACGUGGAAAAUUUCUUUCAAGUCUUUCCAAGAUGCAAAUUCUGCCGUCCGAAAUAAGCUUAUAUCGGAUAUUUUGGAUUAACUCUAUAUAUUCCCAAAUACAAGAUUUUUAGAAAAGGUGUGAUCAAAGGCAUUCUUAAUGACAUUCCAUUAAAUAAAUUGCAGGCCACUCUGGAAAAGGAUAACCCACUGCUUCGAUUAAAUUACAUAUUCGGACUGAAGAGAAGAGACUCUGUUACAAAAAAAUGGAUUGACUCUCAGUCAGUCUGUCUAGAAUUUAAAAGUCAAGAUCUUCCUAGAAACAUCAAACUCUGGAAAGUCAAUUUAUUUGUGCAUCCAUAUGUUACUCCUGUAAGAAGAUGUUACAAAUGUGGCAAGCUGGGUCACACCAGUAAAGGAUGCGAACAAGAACAAAACAUAUGUUUCAAUUGCGGAUUAGCACACCCUAUAUCCGUAGAUAUUCCGUGUAAGGAAUCCCCCAAGUGCAUUAACUGUAAAGAACCUCAUCAUACCUUAAGUAGAGGAUGUCCAAAAUUUGUAUUUAAUGCUGAAAUUAAUAAAAGAAUGGCACUUGAUAAUGUCUCUUAUAUGGACGCAAGACGCACUCUAUUGAAACAAAAAAAAUCAAAAUGAAAUUCUCUUUAUUAAAGAUUUAAGGAACUUUCCAUAUCUCAACCCAAGGAUAGAAUCUUCAAAAACGCCGUUUUUUGUUGAUAUAAUCAAGAGGACUUUCCCGACGACGAUGUCAGCUGAUCUUUCUUUAAAAAUUAAGGAUCUUCUGUUACGGAUUUCUACUUCUCCGGAUGCUGAACUUAUCCUUCAAAAGAUAUCCCAGCUGGUUAAUCUGCAUAAUAAUUCUCAACAAAAAGACGAUCUACAAACAGACAAGACUUGGUUCCUAGAGAUCAAAUUACUUUUAAAGGUUUUGAUAUUGUCCGAAAAGAUCGACAGGAGAGGGGGCGGAGUAUUAAUUAUGACUUUUAACAAGAGUCCUAAAGAUUAUACAGCACCAGUCAGUUUUGUUGCUGGUGGUAUUCAACAAGCAGGGAAAUCAAAAAAUAAGGAAGAUAAUAAUGACAAGGAAGAUGAAGAGAAGAUACAGAAGUUUCAAUCAAAACAUUACAGUGAUUCUAGUUCAGAAGAUGAAAGACCAAACAAUUCGAAAUCACAUCCUUUCUCUUUGAAUUUAAACAGUGAUAUUGCAGAUCUCCAUAAAAAACGCAAUCAAAUAAAUUCACUAUUAAUGAAAGAUGGAAUAGGUAGUUGGGAAGUACAUAUGAAGGGUAUAGGUGCUAAAUUGUUAUUACAGAUGGGAUUUGAACCUGGCAAAGAUUUAGGUAAACAAUUACAAGGAGUAAGUAUCCCAGUGAAAAUACAUCUCAGAAAGGGAAGAGGUGCAAUUGGUGCAUAUGGUCCAGAAAAGGUACCAAAAAUGCCAGAAAAAAUAAAAAAUGACGAUGGAGAAGACAUAAAAGAACACAAAUCCAAAGUAUCUCAAUGGUGUAAGGAUCAUAAUAGCAAUAAAAAGAAAGUUAGAUACUAUUAUAAAAGUGUCGAUCAAAUUUUGGAAGAUGGAAAAUUAAAUAGAAAGCUUUCAAUGUCCAGCGAUAUAAGCAGAGUUAUUGAUAUGACAGGGCCAGAGCAAAGAAUUUUCAAUGGAUAUCAUGCGAUAGCUGGAGGUCAGCAAUAUCCUGAUGAAAUUGUGACUAUGUCUGAUAAAAAAUCUAAGAUGAAUUUUGCUUUGCCUAAAUUACAGCAUAAUUUAAAUUUACUUGUGGAUAUGUGCGAACAAGAUAUUAUACAAAAUCAUCGACGAAUGAGACAUUUAAAUGACAUAAUGGUUGCUUUAAAAACAGAAAAGAAGAACUUAUUAAAAGUUGUGAAUCAACAUGAGCAACUUAUUGAUACUUUAGAGAAUGUCUUUAUGAUUGUGGACAAGUUAAUAAAUGAAACAAAUGAAUUGUCUCUGCAAGAAACUGCAGAAGCUUUUAAAAAUUUACAAGACAAUUAUUAUGAGGAAUAUAAAAUAUACGAACUCGGCAAAUUAGCCAAUAGUUUUGUGGCGCCAAAAAUAAGAGAUUGUUUGCUUAGUUGGAAUCCAUUCUUGCAACCGAAACAACCAAUCAAAUUAUUUGAACAGUGGAAAUGUAUUUUAGAAAGUGGAUCUAGUAAUAUCACAUUUCAAACACAGACUAUGCAUCCAUACGAUCAAUUAGUAUGGAAUGCAUGGAUGCCAUCAAUUAGAGGAGCCAUACAGAUUAGAUAUUCUAAGGAAUACAUGCCCAUGGCUUAACUCAUUGCCGGCAUUCACGUGGGCGUCGAAUAAAGAUUCUCUUAAGACGCAAGAGGUUUACGUUUACGCUACAUUGUAAGGAGAUACAAAAGAAUGUUAAUAUGCGAGUGUGGUACCGCUAUGUGCUAUUUAUAAAUGAUCAGCCUCGUGACAGGUAUGUGUCACAUUUUUAAACAGACAAGUUAUUUCCAUUUGUUUGCGCUCUUAACGUCGAUCAGAUUUUAUUUCUCAUAGAAAAUCUGGUUAAAU